UUGUGCCAGGGAUCACCAGGCUGCGUUACCAGUCUUCUGCAUCGCCUUGAGAGUGCUGUUAGUUCUUCAAUGAUACAGAGGAGAAAUCACUCGUUAGAAUUAACCAUAACACUAACAAGAAACCAUUCCAGCAUUUGUGUUGCUCUUGGCAACAUAUCAUUCAAGGAGUAGAAGACAAGCUCUGGCGGCAGCAGCAGGCGAUGGUGGUGCGGGUGGUAGUGGUGGGCGGCGGGGUGAGUGGUGUGGGCAGUGCUCUAGCCCUCCUCCAGCGUCUCCCUCAGUGUAGCCUCACCAUUAUAGCUGAACACUUCACACCCACCACCACAGGUGACGGAGCAGCAGGACACUGGGAGCCUUAUAUGAGUCCUGGAACUUCAGAGGAAAAGAUCAUCCAGUGGUCCCGGGAGACAUGGGAGCUGUUCCGUGAGUGGUGGGAGAGUGGGAGGCAGAUGGGCGUCUCCCUCGCUUAUGGAGAAAUCAUCAGUCGCGACCACAUGCAAGAGAAUCCCUGGCGACAUGUACCCCUUGCGUACCGAACCCUCACUGACGCUGAGUGCACUAAGUACGGUCCCCAGUACCGAUCUGGCUACACCUUUGGCACUUUCUCAGCGGAGGUAUCAAGGUUCCUGCCGGUACUGCUGGAGGAGGUAAAGGAGCUGGGAGGUCGCUUGGAGGUUCGUCGUCUGUCGUCUCUGACAGAGGCGGCACAGGAGGCAGACCUCGUCAUCAACUGCAGCGGUCUUGGAGCCAGGGAUCUCGUGCCUGACCCAGCUGUCUAUCCCUGCAGAGGUCAAGUCAUGAGGGUUCGAGCACCGUGGGUGGGAAGGUUCCUGUGUGACGAGUCUGACGAGUCCUUUGCCUACAUCCUUCCCAAUAUUGAGACGGUAGUGGUAGGAGGAACCCACCAAGACGACGACUGGCGGCUGGAGGUGGACCCCGCAGACUCCAGAGUCAUCUGGGAUAACUGCACCACUCUCAUGCCCUCACUCAAGGCGGCGGAGGUGGUGCAGGAGUGGGUGGGACUGCGGCCUUGCAGGAAAGGUGGAGUUCGUCUAGAAGCUGACCAGAUUAAAGUAGACUCACGAACUGUCCCGGUGGUGCACAACUACGGCCACGGGGGAUGUGGGAUCACAAUGUUUUGGGGGUGUGCCAGUGAGGUCGCCCACAUAGCCCGCGAUCUCGUCCACAGGCACUACGGACUACCCUGCCGGCUCUAGCAGUCUAUGAACUCCUAGCAAGCUAAAUACUUCGCCAAGAAGCUGUUCAAACUUACCCACAGGUCACAAACUCUACGACUUAUCCAGCGUGCUCGUAGCCUUUCUCCUGAUUGAUUUUACGGUGUUGCCGCCAGCGACAGCAAGCUUAUUGUGCACCCCAUUCUCAUCCUGUGAGCGGUGGGGGAAAACAAAUAUCAUAGAGGAUAUAAUAAUUGUCGUUUGAAGUGAAUAGCUUAUACUUACAAUAUUAUAAGCACACGUUAUAUUUAAUUAUAAUGGUAGCUAGUAGCAUAACACUCCAACCUUUAUAUAUAAUUACUAAUAUAUCGUUUUCUAAGGUAAGCAAUGUUCCAAUUGAGCAUCUUGAUGUCACUAUACUUGUUUACAUUACAGUAAUUGCCCAUUUCUCAGUAAUUUUGAAUUACUGGAUUUCUUUUCAUGAUAUCUUCCAGACAACGAUACUAUUCAUUAUGCCUUUGAAUUGUGGUUUCAUCCAAGUCAGGCAGCGCCAAGUCUUCCAGUAUGAGGUUAAUUUUUAUGGAUUACAAGCUUCAAACAUCCAGUAACACGAAUACAAAUUUGAAUUCGUAUUCAAACAUGAAUACUUAUUUAGUAAAUCGAUAAAACAAUUCAA
Molecule: messenger RNA, 1851 nt
Organism: Procambarus clarkii (red swamp crayfish)
Lineage: Eukaryota; Metazoa; Arthropoda; Malacostraca; Decapoda; Cambaridae
Product: D-aspartate oxidase
Biological process (GO): D-amino acid catabolic process
Cellular component (GO): cytoplasm
Molecular function (GO): D-amino-acid oxidase activity; FAD binding
Source: RefSeq, a predicted model, not a curated record